GGAUCCUAUCAGGAACGGAGAAGCAAGAUCAAAGGGGAUCAAAGGAAGAUAUGGGGUGAAACACUGAGGACUUUAUAAAGAGAUGAGCUCCAAGACACAGCAGAUGCUUUUCUUGCCGGUGGAUGGCCCUCAGGAAGUAGACAAAGACAUGACUGAUGAAAACAUCACCAGGAAGUUCAGAACUCCCGCUCAAACCUACACCUAUUUUGUCAUUGUUUCUCUCGCCGCCUGUCUUCUUCUGGCAUUAGGAACCAUCAUGAUCUUAGUAUUUCAAAGGAUGGGGUCCUGUCCACAGUGUGAAGGACGCCGGAAUAAUGAAACUGCCACCAGUUCCCCACAGAUUAUGCCGUCUGAGAAAGCUGCUGCAUAUCUUCAAGUGUUAGAACCAAUCAACCAGACACAACUGAGGUGGAUCCAAAACGGCAUUCUCUACAACAUGGAGUAUGACGAUGGAAACCUUGUGAUCCAGCAGCCAGGAUGGUAUUUCAUUUAUUGCCAUUUACACUUUUACAUCACCAGCUGCCCCAAGAAGCCAUCGGACCUCAAGCUAGACAUCCUUGUGAACGGGACUGCGAAGAAACAGACUUUGUUCACAUUAUGCAGCUGUGAGAAUACAUCCAACAAUACAUACCAUGACCUCUUCCAGGUACUGCUGAUAGAGCUGAAGAAGGGACAUCGGAUAGCAGUGAAUGUCGAACAGUUUCAAUAUGUGGACACACAGGUUCUUCCCUCAAACAAUGUUUUCGGAGCCUUCAAGUACAACGGUGAAGACUGGGGAUAUCCCUUGCUCAAGGCAGUCUCUCGAAAUGGUCUUUAG
Euleptes europaea (tarantolino) is the source of this 817-nucleotide messenger RNA. RefSeq names its product TNF superfamily member 8 (gene TNFSF8). Gene Ontology annotation, molecular function: tumor necrosis factor receptor binding. Lineage: Eukaryota; Metazoa; Chordata; Lepidosauria; Squamata; Sphaerodactylidae. The record is from RefSeq and is a predicted model, not a curated record. The transcript is spliced from 4 exons. Gene Ontology annotation, biological process: CD8-positive, alpha-beta T cell differentiation; immune response. The coding region runs from base 83 to 817 and encodes 244 amino acids. Gene Ontology annotation, cellular component: membrane.